Molecule: messenger RNA, 725 nt
Organism: Guillardia theta CCMP2712
Lineage: Eukaryota; Cryptophyceae; Pyrenomonadales; Geminigeraceae
Exons: 8
Coding region: 256-438 (60 amino acids)
Source: RefSeq, a predicted model, not a curated record
GAUGGGUUGAAGAGUGGGAGAGCCCUGAAUCCACUGUAGGAAUGUUUGGGUUGAGAGCGCUCGCGAUGAUGCGAGGGUGGGGCCCGGUGGGAGGGGACAUGUUUUCAAGCACGUGCCAUGCGCUGGAAGAGAGAGAUAUGCUGCUGUUGGACCAGUCGGGGGAUCCAUACAUAGGAAUCACAGCGUUGGACUGUAUGCUGGUGCUGCGAUGAGCAUUGUUGGCAGGGUGAUUGCUCGAGGCAACAGGACUUGUCCAUGCUCUUUGUGUUGGUCCAACUGAAGUACUCUGUGGAGUCCAUGAAGUUCCGUGCAAAUUUCCUUGUGUACUCGGCAGAGGCUCGGGGACUCGGUCAAGCCUUGGGUAAUCUUGAGACAACACACCGAAGGAGGCCGGGUUGGAACUUUGGCCUGGUGAGGAGGACCCGAUCGAACUCGUAGUCUGCCCUUGACCAGCAGGGAUCGUAUUCGUAUGAGGCAAUUCACUCCCGUCCUCGUUUCUUUGCUGCAGCGCCUCAUUGGCCCUUUCCAAGAGCCUUCGGUAUACCUCCUCAGUCAACACCGGUAUCCUAGCCGCUGACGAUGAUUGAUGAGCUUGGGAUUGGGAAGCAUCUGAACCAUCUCCUUGUACUUGUUGAAGCGCUUCGUUGGCUCUCUCUAGCAACCUUUGAUAUUCUGCCGCAGUCAGGACGGGAAUGUUGCUGGAUGGACCUGAGCUUUGAGAAUUC